AAUCGGCGACUGCACGCCGUUUUCCCAAUACUUCGCAUUCCCCGCUCCAAGCCCCCCCCCGGAACACAACACACACACAAAAAAAAAAACACCAUGUCGCUGCAGUCGGACGCCGUUUUCCAGAAAAUCAUCGAUGGACUGAAGGAUAACGAGGCCAAGGCCAAGUCGGUCAACGGAGUGUUCCUCUACAAAAUCACCAAGGACGGCAAGGUGGCCAAGGAGUGGACUCUGGACUGCAAGAGCGCCAAGGCUUACGAGGGACCCGCCCAGGGCGUCAAGGUCGACACCACCCUGACCGUCGCCGAUGAGGAUAUGGUGGACAUUGCUUUGGGCAAGCUGAACCCCCAGGCUGCCUUCAUGAAGGGCAAGCUGAAGAUUGCCGGCAACAUCAUGCUCACCCAGAAGCUGGCCCCCCUCCUCAAGACCGACGCCAAGUUGUAAGAAGGCUCAGCAGACACCACCAACCACAACAAUAACAACCGACAGAGGGAUCAAAAUUAGGAGCAGGAGCAGGAUCAUCAUCCAGCAGCAGCACAUUCCUCACCAAAAAGUGUGUGUGUGUUUUUUUUUUUAUAUCGUAUUGUGUGUAUUGUAAUCUUAAAUAUGUAUUUUUUUGUUUCACUUCAUAUAUAAAUUAAUAUAUAUGUUAUUUUUGUACGGGAAUUCAUCCACAAAAAAUAAUACAUAAGGAGAAAUCGAAA
Messenger RNA from Drosophila bipectinata, 701 nucleotides. RefSeq names its product peroxisomal multifunctional enzyme type 2. The record is from RefSeq and is a predicted model, not a curated record. Gene Ontology annotation, cellular component: cytosol. NCBI's taxonomy places the organism in Eukaryota, Metazoa, Arthropoda, Insecta, Diptera, Drosophilidae.